Messenger RNA from Mugil cephalus (flathead mullet), 747 nucleotides. It is a transcript of the gene chchd10, whose product is annotated as coiled-coil-helix-coiled-coil-helix domain containing 10. The coding region runs from base 142 to 579 and encodes 145 amino acids. NCBI's taxonomy places the organism in Eukaryota, Metazoa, Chordata, Actinopteri, Mugiliformes, Mugilidae. The transcript has 4 exons. Gene Ontology annotation, cellular component: nucleus; mitochondrion. Gene Ontology annotation, biological process: mitochondrion organization. The record is from RefSeq and is a predicted model, not a curated record.
CGCGAUAUUUGAGGGUAACGCUGCUGCGUGCAAGGUCAGAACCAGAUCAGAGCUGAGCAGCUUCUUUCUGGAGAACACCGGCUUCUCCCCGUCACAUAAACCGACUUAUUACAAACUUUAAAUCCGUGCGUGUGUCCAGUAAUGGCCAGAGGAAGCCGAAGCCGCACCUCAGCUCCGGCCAGCCCGGCGCCGUCCCACGCCCCGGCCCCCGCUCACCCACCUCCGUCCUCCCUGGCCCCGGCCCCGGCUCAGUCCCAGGGCCCAGGCCUCAUGGCCCAGAUGGCCACCACGGCCGCUGGCGUCGCGGUGGGUUCGGCCGUGGGCCACGUGGUCGGCAGCGCCCUGACGGGGGCAUUCGGCGGGGGGAGCAGCAGCAGCAGCAGCAGCAGUCCGGAGCCAGCCAAGCCUGCUCACCAGGAGCCCCCCAGGUCGGCCCCCUACCAGCCAGGCCCUUGUCAUUUUGAGGUCAAACAGUUCCUGGACUGUGCCACCAACCAGUCGGACCUGACCCUGUGCGAGGGCUUCAACGAGGCUCUCAAACAGUGCAAGUACUCUCACGGCGUGACGUCGCUGUUGUGAUUCGAAGGAUUGACGCCAGCUGUUCUGGACGCUCCGGGCGGUCGUGAAGUCCGCACGUGAACGCUGUACCUCAGGAUGUGAGCAUGUUGUUGGGUUUGUGUGAGAUGUGUGACUGUAUCCAUGGUAACGUACAGCGCUGAACCUUUUAAUAAACAAAGCUGCUAUGUA